Messenger RNA from Darwinula stevensoni, 3280 nucleotides. NCBI's taxonomy places the organism in Eukaryota, Metazoa, Arthropoda, Ostracoda, Podocopida, Darwinulidae. The record is from the annotation of a GenBank genome assembly.
UUGUUUGCUUGAAUGACAGGAGAGAGAAGAAAGUGUUUUUUUUUUCUCUGUGAUGUGGACUCUUGGUUGGGGAGUUGUUUUAUCUGAAGAGUAGGAUGAAAGAAAUACGGCCAUUGUAACAGUGAUGAUGAAGGAAUGAUGUGCUUAGUUUGAGAAUAGUGUGCUUGGUGUGCGAAAUACCCGAUGACGUAGUGGCCUCAUCCGCCCCACUGCCGUCUGCAUUCAUGCGCCUUUUAUGCGUACCAUGGGAAAUGCUGCAACGGCCAAGAAAGGGGAUACCGCUGAAAAUGUUCGAGAUAUCCUAGAAGAGGCGAGGAAGGACUUCGAGGAGAAAUGGAAGAAGCCCUCAGCGAGCAAUGCAACCCUGGACGAUUUCGACCGGAUAAAGACCCUGGGAACAGGUUCCUUCGGCCGAGUCAUGUUGGUCCAGCACAAGGCCAACAAAACCUACCAUGCCAUGAAAAUCCUCGACAAGCAGAAGGUUGUGAAAUUGAAGCAGGUUGAGCACACGCUGAACGAGAAGAAGAUCCUCCAGGCCAUCAGCUUCCCCUUCCUCGUCAACCUUGAAUAUCACUUCAAGGCAAGUGGAGAAGAAAUUUUUCUCAAUUCCCCUCUGCCUUUCCUCAUGCCUUAUUCCUUCCUUUUCCUCAUUGAGCCUCAUUCGCGGUUCUAUGCAUCGCAAAUCGUGCUUGCCUUCCAAUACCUCCAUUACCUGGAUCUUAUCUACCGGGACCUGAAACCUGAGAACCUUCUCAUCGACGAAAAGGGCUAUCUCAAGGUGACGGAUUUUGGGUUUGCGAAGAGGGUGAAGGGGAGGACGUGGACCCUCUGCGGGACUCCCGAAUACUUGGCUCCCGAAAUCAUCCUCAGCAAAGGUCGCGGGAGUCGGGGUAGCCAGGCGGGCUCCUGCGUGGGACUCCUCGUCUUUCGGCACGCCACCUACGUUUCCUUCGCCUCUUGCGGUGUGGUUGGGACUCCUCGCACCGUGGGGCUAGAUUUCACCCCCAUGAGUCAUGAGAUCAUGGGAGUAGAGUGGGACAAGAGAGACGGGGAAGAAGAGAGGGAUGUUUUCAGGCUCAUGGCUCAUGCCAACCAUGGCUACAACAAAGCUGUGGACUGGUGGGCGCUGGGUGUGCUCAUCUAUGAAAUGGCUGCCGGCUACCCGCCUUUCUUUGCCGACCAACCCAUCCAAAUAUAUGAAAAGAUAGUCUCAGGAAAGGUGAGAUUCCCAGCACACUUCAGUGGAGAGUUGAAAGACCUUCUGAAGAACCUCCUCCAGGUCGACUUGACCAAGCGCUUUGGGAACCUCAAGAAUGGAGUUGAUGACAUUCGCAACCACAAGUGGUUUGCCACCACUGAUUGGAUUGCUAUCUAUCAGCGAAAGGCACAGGUGUUUCUGAAGCCUAGGAUCAAGCAUGAUGGCGAUGCAAUGCACUUUGCCAAUUACACCGAAGACGAGGGCUUGUUCAACAUUGCAGCCGUUGAGCUCUUUGCUGACGAGUUCAAAGACUUCUAAGCUUGCUUUCCACUUCUCACACCCUUAUUUUGCAUGGUCGAGGCUCCAUUCGUCCCAAAAAUUAAUAAAGAUAAGGGAGGAGACACGAGCAACUUCGACGAAUACGAAGAGGAACCAUUGCGCGUUUCCUCCACGGAGAAGUGUGCCAAGGAAUUUGCAGAAUUCUGAUGGCCCUCACUCAUUAUCCUGGUGCAAUUCUUGUUGUGCUGGCUGUUUGAGAAGGAAAACAGGCACCGGUCAUUUUUGCAAAGUGGACGUGUUUUCUCCGUAUGGGUGUGCUUGUGAGCCUCGGUCAGACUUCCUGUGACUUCAAACCGUGGAUGCAACUGAUCAAAGAAGCAAAUUCAAAUUUCAUAGUUCCAAGACAAAACAUGAAAAAAAAAACCUGUUAAGGUGCAGCGAUUUCAGACUGUGAUGUGGCGCGAUUCUCUGUCCUGUCAUGGGAGAAGGAGUGGCGGUAGGAAGAAGGAAGAUGCGUCCUCUCUCGACGCACCGUGCUCACUUCACUUUUGGGGGGACGCUCGCUUGUGGGACGUUCGGAGAGAGGCGCACCGUGGCAGCACUGCCUCUGCCUCGUGGUGUGGGCAUAAGCAUAUCCCUUCCCUCCUCCAGUCCUUCCUUCCUUCCUUCCUUCUUCCUCCCCCUCCCCCAAGAAAAACAAGUCUUAUAUCACGAAGAGAUAUUCCCGUUUUCUUUGGCAUUCCGGACACCAUCAGCUGUGGAUGCAUCUCGUGUUUGUAUUUGCGUCAUGAUGGGCAUAAUCCUAGUCAGCUACCAAGUUAGACAUCUUGUUUUUUUGUUUCUCUUCUUCUCUGCUCUCUCUCUCUCUCUCUUUCUCUCUUUCUCUCUCCCAUUAUCGUUUUUCUCACCCGAUUUAAAAUGAUUUUUUUCUCAACGCCGAGUUCCCUUUGAUUCCAUGAAAUUUGCAGUGCCCCAAAUUCUCGAAUCAUGUCUCUGUUUGAUCUUGUGACACACACAUGUGAUGCCGGCUGGUGGUGAUGAUCAUGCCGAUGAUGAUGAUGAUGAUGAUGUUGGUGAUGUCGAUAUGCCGAUGAUGAUGCUGACGAUCACGUUGGUCACUUCAUCGUCCCCUUUGAAAGUCCGAACAAUCAAAGUUCUUUUCAAGUCCACAGAUGACCUGGUUCUCGGUCUCUCGUCUUUCUCUCGUCGACUGUGUUUUUUUCCCCCCAUCUCCUUCUGUCUUCUGACCCAUCUCCCCUUUCGCCUCUCGAUCGGUUGUGUACAGAUUCUUGCAGAGUUUAUAUUUAAAACAAAAUCCAUCCAGAGAGACAGAUAUUUUAGGCAGGCUUUUCUUUUUCCAUUUCUCCCAUCUCUCCUGCCCCUUUAUCGUUCGUGUCUGAAUUUUUCCCAUGGCCUCUGCACGCUUCUUUCUUUUAUGCCAACACGGACAGACGGGUCGCAAGCCUUUCGCUCUCGGCACAGGAUCUCGUAUCUCAGAGACGCUGGCCACGAAAACGAGUCUUUCUCGUGCCAGGCAGCUAAUAAACCUCUUCCUGACUCAGUCCUUGUUCUCUGUAUAAAACCGAGCAUAAGUUAUCUUACGACAUUGGAUGCACGAAGGAUCGAAAAGUGCCAUAGUUGCGAGUUGCGAUCGGCUUGCUUCCCGUUUCCCUCUCCCUUUCUGUCGGCAUGGAAAUAUUUUUUUUUUCCUUCCCCCAAUUCUCUUUCUCUCACUCGAGAUGGCCUCUUGUAUCUGCUCUGGACACACGAGACACGAGCUAAUAAAAUGUGAUUUUCAGUCCA